Messenger RNA from Terrapene triunguis (Three-toed box turtle), 4327 nucleotides. Its product is annotated as ZZ-type zinc finger-containing protein 3. Lineage: Eukaryota; Metazoa; Chordata; Testudines; Emydidae. Gene Ontology annotation, molecular function: zinc ion binding. The record is from RefSeq and is a predicted model, not a curated record. The coding region runs from base 146 to 2866 and encodes 906 amino acids. The transcript has 12 exons.
GCCGCCGCUGCCUGGUGCGCGGCACGGAGCGAACGAGCAGGUGAAACGGCUCCUCUGCCGGCGGGCUCCGUGCGCGCGAGAUAGCGGGAGCCAGGUUUCCCAAUGAGUGGAUCAUGAUGAACAUACUUUAGGGACUUGCCAUAGUAUGGCUGCUUCUCGAUCUACUCGUGUUACAAGAUCAACAGUGGGGUUAAAUGGUUUGGAUGAAAACUUUUGUGGUCGAACCUUAAGAAACCGUAGUAUCGCUCAUCCAGAAGAAUUAUCUCCUCAUUCUCAAGUACGAUCAAGAUCACCAAAGAAGAGACCAGAGUCUGUGCAAACUCAAAAGGGAAGUAAUAGUGGAAGAACUACUGACUUGAAACAGCAAAAUGCUAGGGAAUCAUGGGUGAGCCCUAGAAAGAGAGGACUGUCUACUUCUGAAAAAGAUAAUGUUGAGAAACAAAUUGUGGAAAAUUGUGAGAAAAGACAAGCAGAAUCUGUAUCACCAGUUUUAAAACGAAUUAAACGUUGCCUACGUUCAGAAGUAGCAAACAGUUCAGAAGAAGAUUUGCCUACUAAAGCAGAAAAGGAAUCAUUGGAGUGUAAGAGUUCCAUAUCGGACAAUGAUGCAGUCUCUGCAGGGACUAAACGAGCUUGUCGAUGUCUUAUACUGGAUGAUUGUGACAAAAGGGAAGUUAAAAAGGUGAAUGUCUGUGCGGAAGGGUUUAAUAAUUCUGCAAUAGUUGAAGAGCUCACAGGCUAUCAGGCUGUCAAUGGGGUUGAUGAGAGAGAGUCAGAUGCCCUAAACUGUGAUGAUUGUCAGCCUGGUGGGAACACUAAACAGAACAGUGCUGGUUCCUGUAUGCCCAAGGAGAAAACAGUAGCAGAAAAUGGGAAUUCAUUUGCCCAUUCUUCAUUGUUGCUUAAUAGCAGCAAGGAGGACAGUGUUAUAGACCAUUAUGUGCCUUGCACAAAUUCACCUGAACAGGUAAAGUUAGAGGACCACAAAAUAAGUGACUGCUUGCCUGCGGAACCUGUUCAUCAGGCAAAUGAGCCAGCUACAGGGUCCUUUUCUGAAAUCCAGUCAUCUUUCUUAAGGGAUUCUGAGGAGGAGGUAGAUGUGGUGGGAGAUAGCAGUGCCUCAAAGGAACAGUGUGCUGAAAACACCAACAGCAACCUGAACGCCGAUCAUGAUAGUACAUCAAUCUCAGGUGAACCUGAACCACCAUCUUCUGUGCUGGAAUGUGUUUCAGCUCAAAUUACAUCUAUGUCAGAACUUCAAGAACACAGAUAUACAUUGAGAACUUCACCACGAAGGGCUGCCCCUGCCAAAGGUAGCCCCACUAAAAAUAACUCGCCUUGUAGAGAAAAUGGGCAGGUUGAGGAAAAUAAUCUUAGUCUCACUGAAAAGAAUAUAGCUGCAAGUACUAAUAAUAUCCGUGGAUCUCCCAUAAACGCUAAAGAAAUUAUGCAGAGUGAAAAAGUGAGAGGUUGUGACUCUGGAGAUUAUGUGAGUGAUGGACUAAGUAAGCCACCCUCUGAGGCUCGGCUCAUUGCUGGAUAUAUAUCAUCUGCCAAAGAGAGUGCCAACCUGCACACUGCAGAAGAUGAUGAGGAAGAGCCUGAUGUGUAUUACUUUGAAUCAGAUCAUGUGGCAUUGAAACACAACAAAGAUUAUCAGAGACUGUUACAGACGAUUGCUGUACUCGAGGCUCAACGUACUCAAGCAGUUCAAGACCUUGAAAGUUUAGGCAGACACCAGAGAGAAGCACUGAAAAAUCCCAUUGGAUUUGUGGAAAGACUCCAAAAGAAGGUUGAUAUAGGGCUUCCAUAUCCUCAAAGAGUUGUCCAGUUGCCUGAGAUUGCCUGGGACCAAUAUACCACCAGCCUUGGAAACUUUGAGAGAGAAUUCAAAAACCGGAAACGUAACAGUAGGAGAGCGAAGCUGAUUUUUGACAAAGUAGGUUUGCCUGCAAGACCAAAAAGCCCUUUGGAUCCCAAGAAGGAUGGAGAGUCCAUUUCAUACUCGGUGUUGCCUUUAAGUGAUGGCCCAGAAGGUUCUACAAACAGCCGCCCACAGCAGAUGAUAAGAGGGCGACUUUGCGAUGAGACCAAACCCGAAACUUUUAACCAGCUGUGGACUGUAGAAGAACAGAAAAAACUUGAACAAUUACUCCUGAAGUACCCACCAGAGGAAGUAGAAUCCCGACGGUGGCAGAAGAUAGCUGAUGAACUGGGAAAUCGAACUGCAAAACAGGUUGCCAGCAGGGUGCAAAAGUAUUUCAUAAAACUGACUAAAGCUGGCAUUCCGGUACCAGGCAGAACUCCAAACUUAUAUUUAUACUCCAAAAAGUCAUCAAGCAGGCGACAGCACCCCCUAAAUAAACAUCUCUUCAAACCUUCAACUUUCAUGACAUCCCAUGAACCUCCAGUUUAUAUGGAUGAGGAUGAUGACAGAUCCAGUUUUCAGAGCCAUAUGGAUGCUGCAGCAGAAGAGGAAGUAUCGGAUGAGGAAAGUAUCCCGAUAUUGUAUCGAGAGUUACCUGAAUACAAAGAAUUGCUAGAGUUAAAAAAGUUGAAGAAGCAAAAACUCCAGCAGAUGCAUGCAGAAAGUGGAUUUGUGCAGCAUGUGGGCUUCAAGUGUGACAACUGCGGAACGGAACCCAUUCAAGGCAUUCGGUGGCACUGCCAGGAUUGCCCGCAAGAAAUGUCCUUGGAUUUCUGUGAUUCUUGUUCUGACUGUCUACAUGAAACAGAGAUUCACAAGGAAGAUCACCAGUUACAGCCUAUUUACAGAGCAGAGACAUUCUUAGAUAGAGACUACUGCAUGUCCCAAGGCACCAGUUACAAUUAUCUUGACCCAAACUACUUUCCAGCAAAUAGAUGACAUGGGAAGCAGACUUACAACCUCGGGCUUACUAUCCUCUUUGAAAAGUAACAAUGGCAUCAUUGUUAAUUCCGUGCACACUUUGGAAAGACUCUGCUUUCCCUGAAAUGUCACUCACAGCAUGACAGCUUCCUGGGUGUACUCGUCAAACUACAGCUCUGAACUGUCACGGUUCUUGAUCACUGAACAGCAGCUGAACAUUCCUAGUGUGCAGAAGGUUUCACUGGGAGAUUUUCCUUUUACCACCUUAGUCAUUUUUAGGUGGUGAAUCUAAAACAAAACAAAAAAGAAAGGAAAAAAAAUACAGAAAGGUGAGCCAGAAAUGAGAGCACGCAUUUAAAGAUACAAUAAAUUCCAAAGGCUUUGAAGAACUUGGUUAUGAGAUCCAGAGAAGAUGAAGUAUUUAUAUAAAAACAGUUUAGUAGCUUGCAGUUUUGUUGUGAAAUAGUUUUCAGCACAGAAACUGACUUCUUUAGGCAAGGUUUUAACCAAUGACAGUGUUUGCUUCUAGGAUAUACUCUAAAAAAUACUCACUGUUCCAGUGAUGGUUGGUUACAGGUCUUUAUUAAAUUGGAGCUGCUUAAUCACAUUGACUUCUAAUUUUUUGUUUUUUUGUUUUUACCACAAUGAACUCUAUUACCAACAGUGAAGCACUACAGGGAGCAACUGUUGCAUUGCUUCCUUAACCAGCUCAUGGUUUGUGAAUGUUAUAAAAUUGUCACUCAGAUAUAUUUUUUAAAUGUAAUGUUAUAUAAGAUGAUCAUGUGAUGUGUACAAAAUAUGGUGAAAAGUGCCAGUGGUAGUAACUGUGUAAAGUCUCUAAUACUCAACAUUAACUCCUUUAAAAUAAAGUACACAGCCUUCUGCCUCUGUAUUUGGAGUUGUUAGUGCAACUCAUCAAAGAAAACUGCCUAAUAUAAAUCAUAUAUAUGGUAAUAAUUUUCCUCUUUUGUAGUCUGCACAAGAUCCAUGAAAGAUUGUAUUUUUAUUACUAUUUAAACAAGUGAUUAAAUUUAGCCUGAGCAGUGAGCAAAGGUUCACAUGCAUUCUUUUAUACUGCUGGAUUUUGUUGUGCAUCAUUUAAAACAUUUUGUAUGUUUCUUCUUAUCUGUGUAUACAGUAUGUUCUUAAAUAAUGUUCAAUUGUCAGGAGAACUGUGAGAAAUAAACUAUGUGGAUACACUCUGUUUAUAUAUAGAAUGCUUACUGUGAUUUCCUUUCUGGGUAGAAAUUAACUUUUUAACCAACAUUAACAAUAGAAAAUAGUACAUUUUAGUAGGUCACAUGAAUACGUAAAAGGCCCAUAUCUGCAUUGGCUCAGCACUUGGCACUGCUGUUGACUUCAGUGGGAACUGAACGGACACUGCACCUAAUAGAAUGUGCUCAGCCUCUUGCAGGAUAAGAGCCUUAGUUUUCUCAUAUCUUGUUCACAAAUUGGGUUGGUUUCUUUUCAGACUGAAGA